AUGGUUCGCAUAAAGGAAAGGUAUCUCCUUGUCAACAUUGUUUACCUGCCAGACCCUUCAAAGGCUGCAAAAUCAAAUUUGCCAGACUUUGUUCUGAACCACCAACCAACCAUCGAAAAGCUCACUCCUGGUGCACUUAUCAGGGGUAUCAAGGCUGAAGUCGCGUCACUUUAUGGCGACUGUGGAUCUGGGGCUUUAAUGGGCUGCUCAGCAACCUCAACUUUCAUCCUACGAUGUUCAAGGGCUCACUAUCAAAUGCUUUGGUCAACAUUGACCUUUAUGGAUCAUGUUCCCGUCAAAGACGGACGGUCGUGUAUCUUUCGCGUUGUACGCGUCAGUGGGACAAUUCGCAAAGCUGAGGAAGAAGCCAUUCGUCAGGCCAAGAGACUCAUCCUUGCUGCAAAGGAGGAUACGGACUCCCAAUCUUCUCUCAGCCUUUCGCUGCGUAAUCAGGACGAAAUGGUUCUGGACGUCAACGACGCGUCGAGUGAUGAAGACAUGGAUGAUGCGGAUUGA
Molecule: messenger RNA, 516 nt
Organism: Fusarium subglutinans
Lineage: Eukaryota; Fungi; Ascomycota; Sordariomycetes; Hypocreales; Nectriaceae
Product: rpp14 family
Exons: 2
Coding region: 1-516 (171 amino acids)
Biological process (GO): tRNA 5'-leader removal
Cellular component (GO): ribonuclease P complex
Molecular function (GO): ribonuclease P RNA binding
Source: RefSeq, a predicted model, not a curated record